AGGUACAUACGAUAACGCCUCGUUAAUACAAAGUAAUUACAACGAGAUAAAUGAAAAAUUACAUUGUGCCGUGUGCGAUAUUAAUUCUGUUGUCUAACCGUACUCAUUGCUAGAUAGCAGAUAACGUUUAUUUGCUCCUAUGAUAACGAUCAUAUCACACCUUAUAUAAAACAGUAAGGUGUCUAAGAUUACCAUAUUGACGAAUUUUUUUAUAUGCACCAGUAAUCUGUCAAUAUGGAGAAAGAAGCCAGUGAACGUGAGCCGUACUCGGAGUUCGAUUCGGUGUUGUAUCGUGAAGUGGGACACUUCGGGAAGUAUCAGCUACUGACCAUAGCUCUACUGGCUUUCCCUUCACUGGUUUGUGCGUUCAUGGCGGGAGACUACAUAUUCACCGCGGGCAGCCUACCCACCCGGUGUGCGGUGCCAGAAUGUGACGACCCAAACCCAGAAUACUCACCGCAGUGGAUAUUAAAAGCGGUACCCGCAACAGAAUCCGGUUUUGAUAACUGUCGUCGUUUCGCAAACGUCAGCAGCGAUGUGAUAUCAUCGGAUGAACUUUGUCCAGUCGCCUUAUUCGACAGAGAUAUAAUCGUACCAUGUGACGCAUAUGUCUACGAGAGGACGAACACUAUCGUGUAUGAUUUCAACAUUGAAUGUCAAGAAUGGCUGCGCGCGUUGCCAGGCACACUGAACAGUGCUGGAGGAAUGGUGGCGCUGGUGCUGGCUGGCUUCAUUUCAGACCGUCUUGGACGCCGGAUGUCUAUAGUUUUCUUUUCGUUUAAUAUUGCUUUAGUGGGAGUAAUUCGCGCGUUUUCUGUGAAUUUCGCGAUGUACACAGCACUGCAAUUCAUGCAAACUGCGAUUGGUGGAGGCGCUUUCAGUGCCGCCUACAUUCUGGCUGCUGAGAUAGUGGGCCCCGGGUACCGCGUAAGAACGAGCGCUACUAUAUCUAGCAUGUUUGCCCUCGGCCAAGUUGUUUUAGGCAUAUUAGCUUUCGCUAUUCCUGCAUGGAAAACUCUCACACUGGUCUUAUAUAUCCCAGUAUUUCUCAUAAUAUCGUACUACUGGAUAUUAUCAGAAAGUUUCCGUUGGUUACUCAGCAAGAAUAAGCAAGAAGAAGGAAAGGCCACUUUAGAAUAUGCAGCUCGAUUGAAUAAAAAACAGAUUUCUGACAAGAACAUGAACUUUCUACUGACUGCUAUUCAAAACCAGAUUGAAGAAAAUAAAGAGGUCAACCAGGAGAAUCUGUUCUAUAGAGUUAUCAAGUCCCCCAUAAUACUACGGAGAUGUUGUACGACGCCCAUCAUGUGGAUGACGACGGUGUUUAUUUACUAUGGACUGUCGAUCAAUUCUGUUAAUCUAACGGGGAACAUGUAUUUAAAUUAUAUUGCGACUGCUGCGAUCGAGAUCCCCGGCUACUGGACAGCGGUCUUAGUAUUAGAUAGAGUAGGCAGAAGACCAACAUUGUUCUGUGGUUUCAUGAUCUGUGCAAUUUGCUGUUUAGCUUUUGCUUUUAUUCCUAAAAGUAUGUACACUUUGUCUUUGAUCUUAUAUUUGAUAGGAAAAUACUGUAUAGGUCUGGUUAUGACGUCUUUGUACCUUUACACAGCUGAACUAUAUCCCACAAGGUACAGACACUCGUUCUUAGGUUUUUCUUCAAUGUUGGGUCGCAUUGGAUCUAUUGUUGCACCGUUAACCCCCGCCUUAAUGAUUUAUUGGUCUGGUAUACCUUCAGUUAUGUUCGCUGGUACAGCAUUCUUAUCUGCUAUUCUAGUCCUCACGCAACCUGAAACUCGCGGUCAAAAAGUACCCGAUACUAUUGAAGACGCUGAACGCUUAGGAAAAACGAAAUAAUAAAAAAAAACUAUUUCGUACUUCUUAAAAUUAUUGAUUCAGGAUUCGCUUUAUUUAUUAAAACUUGUUCAAAUUGUUUAAUGUUACAUUAUCUAAAUGAUACAUGUAACGCCAUCUAUGUUGUACAUAUCAAACUGUUUGUGUUUUCAGUGGCACGUACUCACUUUGUUAUCGCGCAUUUUCCGCCCUCGAUUUUCACACACACUCGUUCAUCUGUUGACUUCGUGCUGUUUAAAAAAUACGCUAGAUGGCGUUAACCCGGUAUUUAGUUUAUAAUAAUUA
Messenger RNA from Spodoptera litura, 2136 nucleotides. Its product is annotated as organic cation transporter protein. Lineage: Eukaryota; Metazoa; Arthropoda; Insecta; Lepidoptera; Noctuidae. Gene Ontology annotation, cellular component: membrane. The record is from RefSeq and is a predicted model, not a curated record. Gene Ontology annotation, biological process: transmembrane transport. Gene Ontology annotation, molecular function: transmembrane transporter activity.